Talaromyces rugulosus is the source of this 867-nucleotide messenger RNA. RefSeq lists its product as uncharacterized. The record is from RefSeq and is a predicted model, not a curated record. Lineage: Eukaryota; Fungi; Ascomycota; Eurotiomycetes; Eurotiales; Trichocomaceae. The transcript has a single exon. Gene Ontology annotation, cellular component: intracellular anatomical structure. Gene Ontology annotation, molecular function: oxidoreductase activity, acting on NAD(P)H, oxygen as acceptor. The coding region runs from base 1 to 867 and encodes 288 amino acids.
AUGUCGGCUGUCUUUCGAAAGGGUGCAACAGCACUGAUAACAGGCGGUGCCUCCGGAAUCGGCCUCGCCGCCGCCAAAUCCUGCUACGCCCAUGGCAUGAACGUUGUGCUGCUCGACAAGAGCCAAGACGCUUUGUCUGCUGCUGCUGCCCAGAUGCAACCCUCUUCCAGCAAUACGAUAUCCACUUACCAUAUAGACGUGUCCGCCCGAGACGCUUGGAAGACAGUCCAGCAAGAUGUUCUCGCCAAGUAUCCAGCCGGAAUCGACUUUCUGAUGCUCAAUGCUGGCGCUAGCUUCAAGCCUGCCCAAGGCAAAACACCCUGGCAAGAUCCCGAGUACUUUGAAAAGACAAUCGCCACCAACACACUCGGCUAUACAAAUGGACUGGCCGCAUUUAUCGAUAGUGUGACAAGUGAAAAGAAAGACCCCAGGGCGAUUGUUCUCACGGGCUCCAAACAAGGGAUCACGAACCCUCCGGGAAACCCAGCGUAUAAUGCCUCAAAAAGUGCGGUCAAAACGAUCGCCGAGCAGCUGUCAUUGGACCUCUAUAACAACAAUCCAAAUAUCAGUGUCCAUUUGUUAGUUCCUGGCUGGACCUACACAGGGCUGACAGCUGGUAAUUUCACUUCCAAACCAGACGGUGCAUGGACAUCGGAACAGGUCGUUGGCUUUAUGAACGAAAAAAUAUCCAACGGCACAUUCUACAUAAUUUGCCCCGACAAUGAGGUAACCGAGGAGACGGACCGGAAGAGAAUCGUUUGGGGUUCAGGGGAUCUUGUCUACGGCCGGCCUCCGUUGUCACGCUGGAGAGAAGACUGGAAGGAAAAAGCCGCCAAAGGAAUUGAAGCAAUUGAGAUUAGGAAGUAA